Harmonia axyridis is the source of this 1851-nucleotide messenger RNA. RefSeq names its product serine/threonine-protein kinase MAK-like. The transcript is spliced from 7 exons. Gene Ontology annotation, cellular component: cilium; nucleus; cytoplasm. NCBI's taxonomy places the organism in Eukaryota, Metazoa, Arthropoda, Insecta, Coleoptera, Coccinellidae. Gene Ontology annotation, biological process: intracellular signal transduction; protein phosphorylation; cilium assembly. Bases 140 to 1666 code for a protein of 508 amino acids. Gene Ontology annotation, molecular function: ATP binding; protein serine/threonine kinase activity. The record is from RefSeq and is a predicted model, not a curated record.
ACGACAGGGUCUGUUUACAUUGAGUUAGUUCAGUGGAAACCACCAUAACGCUUAGUCGUUUUCCAACCAUCGAAAAUGUCAUCAGUGACUCCUUCGUUUGAAGUCUAAUGUUUAAAGUAAUGUUUAUUUCGCUGUGAUAAUGAACCGCUACAUCACUCUGCAUCAACUUGGCGAUGGUACCUAUGGAUCGGUGGUUUUGGGCCAGAGGAAGGACACCGGUGAGAAGGUAGCCAUCAAGAGGAUGAAGAGGAAAUACUAUUCCUGGGACGAGGCUAUGAAUCUAAGAGAGGUGAAAUCGUUGAAGAAGUUACAUCAUUCCAAUGUAGUGAAACUCAAGGAAGUGAUACGUGAGAACGACGUCCUCUACUUCGUGUUUGAAUAUAUGCAGGAGAAUCUCUACCAACUUAUCAAGGACAGGAAAGUUCCUUUUCCUGAAGCAGUGAUACGAAAUAUGCUUCAUCAGAUCCUCCAAGGUCUAGCGUUCAUUCAUAGGCACGGUUUUUUCCACAGGGAUUUGAAGCCUGAAAAUAUUCUGUGUUCAGGCCCCGAGCUGUUGAAGAUAGCCGAUUUCGGUCUAGUGCGAGAAAUUAGGUCAAGGCCUCCUUAUACGGAUUACGUGUCCACGAGAUGGUAUCGUGCACCGGAGGUACUGCUCCAUGCCACCACCUACAGCAGUCCAAUAGACAUGUGGGCUGUUGGCUGUAUAGCUGCAGAGAUCUGCACUUACAGACCCCUCUUUCCUGGAAGCACCGAGACCGACCAGCUCUAUAAAAUUUGCGCAAUCUUAGGUUGUCCCAAUAAGAAAAAGUGGCCUGAAGGCUAUCAACUGGCUGGUGCAGUGGGCUAUAAAUUUCCUUACUUUCCUAAGACAAAUUUGUCUGAUGUUGUUCCUCAAGCCUCAGAAGUUUUGAUCAACCUGCUGGACCUCUUUCUAGAUUGGAACCCUUUAGACAGACCAACUGCCCAAGGAGCGCUGAAACAUCAGUAUUUUCAAGUAGGACAGAGAUAUAGCAGCAUCAGAAGGAACGAAAACGGCGUCCAGCUGAACCUCAGUGAAGGCAACCUGUCCCUUCUUAAACCACCUCAGUCUCAAUUACAACAGCCGACACCUGCGCGGUCGGGUAAGUCUCGCCUGGAUAACAUCCUGGCCUUACCCCCACCAGGGGGGUUCUCGAGAAGGAAUUCCCAGAUCCCCCCGGACGUGGAAUAUCCCAGCGUCCAGAAGCCGGGCGUGAAGAUCAACAUCGAGUCUUUGAUCAAGAACUUGGAGGAUGCGGAGCCGAUGUCGACCUCCAUCGUUUAUACUUUCGGCCAGCCGACGUUCAACAACAAGCUGUUCUCCAAGAUCAACAAUAGGUCGGCGCCACUGCACAAGACUAUCAAUUGGGGCAACGAGGACGAGGAACUUGACGACGUUUAUUUCGCUGGAAUCACCAGGACCUUGAAGAUGAAUGGUAACACAAGGAACGAGCUAGAAAAUUUCAAGUUUCCAUGGGAGGAUAUAAAUUUGAAGAACUUGAAAACACCUGCGAAGAACGCAAACAAUUCAUAUUUAAAUCUAUCAAGAUACAUUUCAGGACAACCUCCUGACCUCAAGAGAGAUUCUAAAGAGUUUCCAACUGUAAAAAGGAAAGAUUUAAUGGGAGCAGCUAAAUGGUUGGAAUGAGGACUAUAGGAGACUAAAUUAAGAUUGAAGCUAACAUUUAUGGCACCAAAUAUUAAUUAUUUGGAUCAAACUACGGAUUGGUUCGAACAUCGUUUUAUUAUUUAUUUUUACUAAAGAACAUAAUGCAAAAUUUAUACAGGCUGUGGGUGAAUUGGUUAUCACAAAAUAUAUGUCAGUUGGAAAAA